This is a messenger RNA of Nothoprocta perdicaria, 1283 nucleotides long. RefSeq names its product armadillo repeat containing 1 (gene ARMC1). Bases 23 to 862 code for a protein of 279 amino acids. The record is from RefSeq and is a predicted model, not a curated record. The transcript is spliced from 6 exons. NCBI's taxonomy places the organism in Eukaryota, Metazoa, Chordata, Aves, Tinamiformes, Tinamidae. Gene Ontology annotation, molecular function: protein binding; metal ion binding.
UUCUGCGCGCGCUGCCGCCACGAUGAACUCCACGAUGAGCGAGGAGCCYGACGCCCUCUCCGUCGUCAACCAGCUCCGCGACCUGGCGGCCGACCCGCUCAACAGACGGGCCAUCGUUCAGGAUCAGGGCUGCCUGCCCGGCCUCAUCCUCUUCUUGGACCAUCCUAACCCGCCGGUUGUCCAUUCAGCUUUGCUGGCCCUGCGCUACUUGGCAGAGUGCCGCGCCAACAGAGAGAAGAUGAAAAGCGAACUGGGUAUGAUGCUCAGCUUACAGAAUGUAAUGCAAAAGACUACUACACCAGGCGAGACCAAGCUUCUGGCUUCGGAGGUCUACGACAUCCUGCAGUCUUCCAGCCUGUCAGACAUGGACAAUAUGAACGAGAUGAACUAUCGCCGCCGGAAAGCGCAGUUUUUCCUGGGCAGCACAAAUAAACGGGCCAAGACGGUGGUUUUACACAUAGAUGGCCUUGAUGAUUCGUCUCGAAGGAAUCUUUGUGAAGAGGCCUUGUUGAAAAUUAAAGGUGUUAUUAGUUUUACUUUUCAAAUGGCUGUUCAAAGAUGCGUGGUCCGAAUUCGCUCCGACUUGAAAGCAGAGGCUUUGGCAACAGCAAUAGCGUCGACCAAGGUCAUGAAGGCACAGCAAGUUGUGAAAAGCGAAAGCGGAGAGGAGAUGCUGGUUCCGUUCCAAGACACGCCGGUCGAAGUAGAGCAGAAUACAGAUCUACCUGAGUAUUUACCAGAGGAUGAAAGCCCCAGCAAGGAGCAGGAUAAAGCCGUGUCUCGUGUUGGGUCGCACCCCGAGGGUGCUGCGAGCUGGCUCAGCACAGCAGCAAACUUUUUAUCCCGAUCUUUCUACUGGUGACUUGUGUUUGGUGUUAAAAGACUGUGUGAACCAACAGGGGGGCCAGUUUUCCAUCGGUGUGGUGAACUGCCAAGUGCAAUUUGCAAUAAGUUACCCCAGCAUUUUAGGUUACGCAAAUGUAUGCUGCAUUUUACAUUUUAUUGGACAUUUACCCUGAUAGGGCAGGGSUCAAAGAACAGAGGCCUCCAAUCAAGUUGUCCUUUCAUCUGUUUUUCAUGUCGAUUUUUAUUGCUUCACUUUUUAAAAAUGGGUCCACUGUUGUAUACCAAACAUUUACACGUCCAGAGCUUUAAGUUUGACUUCACAUGAAACACAUGGUAGGGAAGAUGCAUUCAACUCAACUCUCAGGGCCUCUGUGAAAGAAAAUUCUUAAUAGCUCUAGUUGUGCAUUACUCAAAAUGCCUUUUUUUAUUUCUACAUC